Messenger RNA from Paramormyrops kingsleyae, 11073 nucleotides. It is a transcript of the gene igf1rb, whose product is annotated as insulin-like growth factor 1b receptor. Lineage: Eukaryota; Metazoa; Chordata; Actinopteri; Osteoglossiformes; Mormyridae. Gene Ontology annotation, molecular function: insulin receptor activity; ATP binding; insulin receptor substrate binding. Gene Ontology annotation, cellular component: axon; insulin receptor complex; plasma membrane. Gene Ontology annotation, biological process: protein autophosphorylation; regulation of JNK cascade; positive regulation of phosphatidylinositol 3-kinase/protein kinase B signal transduction. The record is from RefSeq and is a predicted model, not a curated record.
GUUUACCUCUGCUGGCCAUGCCCCACUCCGCUCCGCUCCAGCUUUUCCUCCCUGGCUGCGCCUGCCCUACAUGUAUGUGUGAACGAAGCUGCCCCUUGUUUACAGCGCUGAUUUUUACGGAGCGGACGCCGACGGUCGAAGCCUGCUUACCGCACAGCUGCCAGUUUGCGCUUAUAAUUCAGAGAAAGGCCAUCGAGCUUAAUGAACAGGGGGGCUUUCGCCCUGCUUAUAGCGAUUAAUAUGUGAAUCGUGCGCGUAAGGUAUAACGGGAACAGCGAAACUAAAGGCGCUCGGUCUUGCGUGGCAGGGAAGGGAUGGCCAACUAGCUGCAAAUUUUUAACUGCAGAGCGGACCGCCGACGACGGAGGGAUAAAAAAGGGGGUGCAGUCGGUGUGACCAUUUUUGCUCUGGUGGAUAUUUGUAUCCGAGCCGCUUGGGGAGGGCCCGCUGAAUUGGGGCUCUGCGUUUUCCUUCGCCCGUUUUACAUGCGCCGAAACGCUGCAGGCUGUGAAUUCGGCUUGGGAUUGAUUUUCACGUUUAUUAAUAGGAUAAUUCAUUAAAACGAUAGGAAGAUAUACUAGGUGUUCUGUUUUUGGCCUCUGUUUUAGUAAGAUUAGCUGGCUUAGCUACGUGUACAUCCUUUUUAAAACAAGAAAUGGAGGCUGAAGAUGCGGAUUACUAUCAGACGACUGGAUUCGCCAACUCGUGUUUUUUGUUAACCUCACAUACAUUCUUGUAUUUUUGGCAAGAAUAACAAGACUUUUUGAGUCGACUGCAAAUGACCAUCUUUUUCUUCUAAAGGGAACAAAAAAAUAAACGCCGAUCAGAGACCACCCAUUUCGAGACGAUUGAAUCCACGCUACGGACAAAAAUAAAGAUCUCGAUCUCGUUACGACAAAUCAAUUAUUUUAACUAGGUAUUCAUCCUGCUCCCAUUUACAUCUCUUAAAAGGAAAAACUGUGAAGACGACUCCGAAGUUCAGUGUCUCUUUUUUUGAGAAAAGACCUCUUGCAUUUUAAGUCGAUGCAUUUAACAGGAAUGUGGUCUGGGACAGAAAGAAAUAAUUUGACCUUGUUAUGGGGUCUGUUACUCUCGAUCUACACGACCUGUAUGUGGCCCGCAAAUGGAGAAAUCUGUGGUCCGAGCAUCGACAUCGGCAAUGACAUCAGCGAGUUUAAGCGCCUAGAGAACUGCACGGUGGUGGAGGGUUACCUGCAGAUCCUGCUCAUCGGCGAUAAGGGCAGCAACGCCAACCAGGAUGUCUUCCGCUCCCUCAGCUUCCCCAAACUCACCAUGGUGACUGACUAUCUGCUGCUGUUCCGCGUCUCGGGCCUGGACACCCUGAGCACGCUCUUCCCCAACCUGGCCGUCAUCCGCGGCCGCACCCUCUUCUACAACUACGCCCUGGUUAUCUUUGAGAUGACCAGCCUGAAGGACAUCGGCCUGUACAACCUGAGGAACAUCACGAGGGGAGCCAUCCGCAUCGAGAAGAACCCGGAGCUGUGCUACCUCGACUCGGUGGACUGGUCGCUCAUCAUGGAUUCUGAUUCGAACAACUUCAUAGCAGGCAAUAAGCAGUCUAAGGAGUGUGCCGACGUCUGCCCCGGCGUCAUGGAGGACGACCCUCGGUGCAUCAUGACCAGCUUCAAUAACAACUACAACUACCGCUGCUGGACAUCAAACCAUUGCCAGAAAGUGUGUCCUGCCAAAUGCGAGAGGAGAGCGUGCACGGAGUCCGGCGAGUGCUGCCACCCGCAGUGCCUGGGCAGCUGCACGGUGCCCGACAGCGACGCGUCCUGCGAUGCCUGCCUGCACUACUUCCACGAGGGCCACUGCGUGCCCGACUGCCCCGCCGACACCUACAAGUUCGAAGGCUGGCGCUGCAUCACCAUGGAGCUUUGUGCCCGCGUGCACCUGCCCAACGACUUCGACCGCUUCGUCAUCCAUGCCGGCGAGUGCAUGCCCGACUGCCCCACGGGCUUCACACGCAAUGAGAACCACAGUAUGUUCUGCAGUGCUUGUGAUGGUCCCUGUGACAAGAUCUGUGAAGGGAAGAUGAUCGACUCUGUGGACGCGGCUCAGUCCCUCAAGGGCUGCACAAUCAUCAAGGGCAACCUCCACAUCAACAUCCGUCGGGGAAAUGACAUUGCAUCAGAGCUGGAGAGCUUCAUGGGCCUCAUCCAGACGGUGACGGGCGCCGUGAGGAUCCGACACUCGCACACGCUGAGCUCCCUGUCCUUCCUGAAGAGCUUACACUACAUCAUCGGGGAAGAGCUCAUCGAUGGGAUGUAUGCUUUCUCCGCACUGGAUAACCAAAACCUCCAGCACCUCUGGGACUGGAACCAGCACAAUCUGACCAUCAAGACUGGGAAGCUGUUUUUUCGAUUCAACCCUAAACUAUGCAUGUCGGAGAUUCGCAAGAUGUGGGAGAAGAGUGGCAUCACCAGCACCUUCGAAGAGGGUGACUUUCGCAACAACGGGGACAGGGCCAGCUGUGAGAGUCACAUCAUCAAGUUCAAGUCCAACAGUACCAGCAGUAACAAGAUCAAACUGACCUGGGAACGCUACCGACCUCCGGAUUACAGGGAUCUCAUCAGUUUUAUCAUCUAUUACAAGGAAGCACCUUUCCAGAACAUCACCGAAUUCGAUGGUCAGGAUGGCUGUGGGUCCAACAGCUGGAACAUGGUGGAUGUAGAACUUCCAAAGGAAAAGGAUGUGGACCCUGGGGUGCUUCUCAGUCCACUGAAACCCUGGACUCAGUACGCCAUCUUCGUGAAGGCCAUCACCCUAGUUGUCGAUUACAAGCACAUCUUCGGAGCCAAAAGUGAGGUGAUCUACAUUUGGACAAAGCCCUCAGAGCCAUCGAUGCCGAUGGAUGUCCGCUCGUACUCAAACUCCUCCACGAAGCUGCUGGUGAAGUGGUCUCCUCCAUUCUCUCCCAACGGGAACCACACCUACUACCUCCUCCGCUGGCAACGGCAGUCUGAAGACAAAGAGCUUUACAUGCACAACUACUGCUCCAAAGAGCUGAAGAUCCCCAUUAGGAUCUCAGCCACAGGAGCUGUAGAUGCAGAAGAUGACAGCAAGCUUCCCAAGACAGACGCCGGUGCCGGGGACAAAGGGCCGUGCUGCCAGUGCCCCAAGACUAGCGAUGACCUGAGGGUCGAGGCGGAGGAUGCUUCUUACCGCAAAGUCUUUGAGAACUUUCUUCACAACUCGAUCUUCACUCCCAGGCCCCCAGACCGUCGCCGCCGAGAUGUCUUCGGUAUAGCCAACUCCACCCUUAUGUACAGCGUGAGCGGGAACACCACCGAGCUGGAAGGCAACGCCACGGACGGGGUCCCGCACACCAUAGAGUACCAGUUUGAGGAGACCACGGUGAGUGGCAAGGAGUCAUGGGAGAUCUCUGGCCUGGAGGCCUUCACUGUGUACCGCAUUGACAUCCACGCCUGCAACCGCGAGGUGAAGCACUGCAGCGCGGCCGCCUUCGUCUUUGCCAGGACCAAGCCAGCAGACAAGGCAGACGACAUACCAGCACCUGUGACGUGGCAGGGGGGCGAGCGUGAAGACGACACCGUGUUCCUGAAGUGGGCAGAACCCAAAAGACCCAACGGGCUGAUUUUGAUGUAUGAGAUCAAGUUCCGUCUGGGUGCCGAGGCCGAGAAGCACGAGUGUGUCUCCCGGCAGCACUACCGGGAGCAUGGGGGAGCCCGGCUAAGUCACCUCAGCCCAGGGAAUUACUCCGCCCGCAUCAGAGCCACCUCGCUGAUGGGCAACGGCUCCUGGACUCUGCCUGUGGCCUUCUAUGUGAAACAGCUAAAACUGCACGACAACUUCUUCUAUCUCCCAAUCAUCAUCCCUAUCAUCGUUUCGUUCAUUGUCAUCAUCGGAAUAACAGCGCUCAUAGUGGUCAACAAGAAGAGGAAUAGUGACCGCCUGGGGAAUGGGGUUCUGUACGCCUCUGUCAAUCCUGAGUACUUAAGUGCUGCUGAAAUGUACGUACCAGAUGAGUGGGAGGUGGCACGUGAGAAGAUCACUCUGUGCCGAGAGCUAGGCCAGGGCUCCUUCGGCAUGGUGUACGAGGGCGUGGCCAAGGGCGUGGUCAAGGGCGAGGCUGAGACGCGCGUGGCCAUCAAGACGGUCAACGAGUCAGCCAGCAUGCGCGAGCGCAUCGAGUUCCUCAACGAGGCGUCCGUCAUGAAGGAGUUCAACUGCCACCACGUGGUACGUCUUCUGGGUGUGGUCUCUCAGGGCCAACCUACAUUGGUGAUUAUGGAGCUGAUGACCCGUGGAGACCUGAAAAGCCAUCUGCGGUCCCUCCGAUCCAAAGAGAAUUCCUGCAGCGAUACCUUACCCCCCCUGAAGAAGAUGAUCCAGAUGGCGGGGGAGAUCGCGGAUGGCAUGGCCUACCUCAACGCCAACAAGUUCGUCCACAGAGACCUGGCUGCCCGGAACUGCAUGGUGGCCGAGGAUUUCACUGUGAAGAUUGGAGAUUUCGGAAUGACGAGGGACAUUUAUGAGACGGAUUACUACCGCAAAGGGGGCAAAGGGCUUCUGCCGGUGCGCUGGAUGUCCCCGGAGUCCCUCAAAGAUGGCGUGUUCACCACCAACUCUGAUGUCUGGUCGUUCGGGGUGGUGCUGUGGGAGAUUGCCACCCUGGCAGAGCAGCCCUACCAGGGCAUGUCCAACGAGCAGGUGCUGCGCUUCGUCAUGGACGGGGGCCUGCUGGACAAGCCAGACAACUGCCCCGACAUGCUGUUCGAGUUGAUGCGUAUGUGCUGGCAGUACCACCCGAAGGCGAGGCCUUCCUUCCUGGAGAUAAUCAACGGCAUCAAGGACGAGCUGGAGCCGCCCUUCAAGGAAGUCAGCUUCUACUACAGUGAGGAGAACAAGCCCCCAGACACAGAGGAGCUCGACAUCGAGCCAGAGAACAUGGAGAACGUGCCCCUGGAUCCAGCGUCCAGUCGACGGCACGUGGUGGCAGCCAGCCAGGGACCCCCGGAUUCCGGGCCAGGCGCUGUCUCCCGCUCUCCAGGACCUGCCCGCUCAGCCGGCCUGCCCUCGGACUCUCACUCAGGACACACGGUGGCCAACGGGCCUGUGGUGGUUCUGAGGCCCACUUUCGACGAGAAGCAGCCCUAUGCGCACAUGAAUGGGGGGCGCAAAAACGAACGGGCUCUUCCCCUCCCGCAGUCCUCCGCCUGCUGACCCGGGCCGCCCCUAACACCCCUCCCCGUGCCUGUCCUCUGACCUUGGAAAUGCAGAGCCCCCCCCCCCCCCAACCCCACACACACACACACCUGUUUCCAUAGUCACUCGUCUUCCCUUAACAAUGGAGAACUAUGGGGAGGUGGACCUUCGAAUUAAAAAUAAGAAACGAGUCAGUUCAAGACAGUCAAUACUCUACUGUACCUCAGUGGAUUGUUUUCAUGUUUUAUUAUACUAUUAUUAUUACUGUUAUUGUUGAUAAAGAGAAACCUGCUGUCACUGCAGAAGGGGAGAUGGGCAUGCUGGGUGCCCCCUCCCUCUCCCUCCCCCAUCUGCGGGACCCUUUUGUACAAUGUCUGUCACUUUUUAAAAAUUCCACUCGGAUUAAAGCAGUCAGGCCGAAUAGGCUGCCUUUCAGAGGGGUGACGUGGACAGUCAAUAAAAUGGACUGUUUAGCACAAUGUUUCCCAAUCCGGUCCUCGGGGACCCACAGACCGUGCCCGUUUUUUGCUGCCUCGCAGCUCCCGGCCUGUCUGGUAGGGAGUUUGGAGGGAGCAAAAAAACAUGGAAUGCCUGGGUGUCUGAGGACUAGAUUGGGAAACACUGGUUUAGCAUAUCUGCCAGGGGAUCCAACAGAAAAGCACUUUCUUUGUGGGUUUAGGGGAGGGGGUGUGUGUGUUUGUGUGUGUGUGUCUUUCUUUUUCCCUCCAUAGGAGAAUCUGUCUGCCGCGGACUGUCUGUCUUUCUCCACGCUCAUUUGGAGGGACUUGUUCAUUGUUGAAGAUUGUGUGGUUGGAGGGGUAAUACCUUUUCCCCCCUCUCCUUUGGUUCUGUGGUGCGCAUGGGAGGGGAGACCCUCACAAUCUGCCAAAAUUCUGCCAAAAUUCUCUCUGUCUACUAGUUUGUGACACUGGUUUUUCUGUAUUUAUUUUGUCCACCCCUCCUCCAUUCUGUAAGUUUGUUUGGGCUCCAAAUCACUUUUGUGUACAAAUGCAACCGACGUAGGUUUCGCCCGGGUGAUAAUCGGGCGACUGUCUCCAACAGCCGUGAUUUAAACAAAAAAAUUUUGCCAUGAGCAACAACAGGAGCGACACAGAGUGCUGUUCGAGGACCAAAAAGGGCUCGGUGUAAGGAGAAUGAACAAGCAAACCAAGACGAAAGAGAGUAAUGCAAAAAGAAACCAUAUGAACAAAAGCCUACAGAUGGCUGGUCAAAAACAAACACAACCAGCCUUCUUUUGAUGACUGUUUGUUUGGGCUUGUCUGCCUGGCCUGGUCUUUGUACAAUCCAGACAUGUACGGUCUUAGAAUUGUGUGUUAGGGUUGUUAAUGUGCGCAGUUUGUUUCUCCUUACUUUUCUAACUUUUUAUUGGGUUACUCUUUUGUCUGUCUCAAAAAAAACGCUGCUAGACCUUUUCCCUCAUUGGGAGUCUUCACACACUCGUGAACACGCAAACGCACACACACACACACACACACACACUCAUCCACACUUUUCAGGUUUAGUCUCACAGUUUCCACCAAAUGUGUAUCAUGAUACAUCAUACUUCAGCAAAAAAAAAAUAAUCAGAUUUCCUUCACUAAAAAGUGUAUUUCCGCAGCGUCCAAUGUCUCUUGUUUUUACAGAUAACUGCAGUGGAUCAUAAAUAUGAGUGUUGUGUUUUUCCCCUCUCUGUAUGCCUUAGCUCCCUACGUAUGUGCAUAUACCGUUGACACUCCUCAGCACCUCCCGCUGGCCCUUUGACGGUACCCCAGUCUCAGGUCAGAGUAGGGCUUCGGACCCCCUGCCCCAUUCGUUUCAGCCCUUUGCAUCCAACCGUGAUCCCCCAACAUCUCUCGAAACCAUACACUGUAGCGGUAUGUUGCAGUGCCCUCUAGCGCUGCAUUUUACAAUCAGGAUUAAUUACGGAAAUAGUCUAAUUUUCACUACUGGUAAAUCAAUCUCUCCAUUUAUUUUAUAUUCAGUUUUCAUUCAGGGCUAAUUUUGAAACACAGAUCUGCCUUUUUUAUGCGACUCUUGCAUUAUCCCCCUCCAAAGAUAGGCUCCAAUCUGCUUCACCAACACACUUUGGUUUUUGACAGUAAUGGGAAAAGUCUCUAUACAAAUGGUUCUAGUUGGGUUGGCAGCCGUUUUGCUUGGUACAUUUUAGAGCAUGUUAGCUUUGAACAGUUGCUGGCCCACGUCAACACUCAACAGACACAUUACACAUGAAGAUGGGAUAAAAAUGCACUUCGGUCAUGAUGCAGAGUUGAUCUGUGGGUUUUGGUUAAUGCUCUUCCUUCAUUGUACCUUUUUGUCAAAUUUGAAGUUGACUUUUCUUUUGGUUCCCCAAAGGCUUGCCUUGUAUAAUUGAUUGUUUUUGGUGGCUUCAUCACUUGGUUAGGGGUCGUCUUUCUUUUUAUUUUUUCUUUCCUUAUAACAUUAAUCUACCUCACUCUUUUAUGUAUGUAUGUAAGUAUGUAUGUGAAAAAGAUGCAUCUCACUUUUGUUAUCAGCCUGAUGUGGAUAAUUUAUUAUCCAAAUCCGGGUAAAAUUUGCUUCACAGACCACACACUUUACAGACUUGGGAGAUGCUCAGCGCUGUCUUCAACCACCUCUCCACGGACAAGUUUGAAUGUUAAUAUGUCGGUGUACCAGUGUGUGAGAGAGGCCAGCCGGUGGCCCAGGACCUAAGCGUUUUGCUCACUGGUGGACAGUUGGCUGUAAAUGUCCACGUAAGAGAGCCUCCUCCCUUUGGUGCACAUAUCAGUCUCCACAACCGUAGGUCCUCUGAUCUUUGCUGGCUAUAACCAUUUUGGUAUAACUGUACUUUUUCCUGUUGCUGUUUUCAGAUGAAUUCAACAGACAUCUGAUAAAAUGGGCUGAUGAGUCUGUCUGAGUAUUUGUGUGUUUCAGUGCUGCUGUGAUGUUUGGUGGAUAGAAGGCUGAGGGUUUGGUGUUUUGUAAGGCAUAAGGUUCAGGAAACCAUGACUGGGAGAUGGAGAACUAGCCCUACCUGCUUCAAAACGUAUUAUCUGCAGCCCGCCGCUGGCCUGGGUGGACGUGUUGUCUGUGGCUUUCUGCCGUGUCACCAACACCAUUGCGUCGGUGUUCUACCGACACUCUGGCCAGUAAACAUACAAACGUCAGUCGUGCAAAGCAUGCGCGGGUGCCCUCCACGCUUCGCCACACCCUAAGGCCAUCAGCCUUGGUCACCUUGCUUCCUAAUUCAGGCAGCUGACCUUCCUCCUUUUUCGCUGGAGAUGUUGGGAUGGCAUGUAGUGUUGCUAUGUUUCAAACCAUUCCAGCUGCUGGUUCAUUUUCCCCCAGUUAGAUCGGUGGAGUUGUUAUGCAUCGGCUCAGGGCUACAGGCCUCGACCAUGAGGGCGGCUGGGCUAGGCACAGUCGAUGCCUGAUAGCGCCACCUUCUGUUCUGCUGCUGAUUACCUUGCUGCUUUAAUAGGUACUUCGAUACAAAGGCCGGGCGUGGCCUCUGUAUCAUUCAAUGCUGGGGUGGUUUGGGUUGCUGUUGAUGUGUCGGAAGGCCAAAUAUCCCAGACUGGAACCCGUAAAACACAGCUGCUUAGGGUGGGUUUAAGAUGGAGGUGCAUGGCAAGGGGAUGCUGGAGCAGUGUGGAAGCGCUGAAGGUGCGAAAUGCGGGCUUGCAUUGGUUUGCUAGACAGGCGCAUGGAUGAUGUGGUCCAAGGUAGGCACAAACCUGUUUGCUCAGACUAAUUGUUCUUCACAAACGAGCUCCAGGGAUUGUCUCAGGGCAGCAUUGGAAAGAUGGGUAACGCUGGAGAGGUUUGUGUGUGUGUGUGUGUGUGUGUGUGCGUGCCACCUUUCUCCCAAGGCUUUGUGCUUGUGUUGUGUGUACGUAUGGGUGUGUCACGUUAGCUGUUAGUGUCGAAUUUUAAUGUCUUUAAUUAAAAAAGAAAAGAUAUCAGUGCUAUUUAUUUUCUUUUUUUGUUUCAUUUACAAUGACACAAAGGACAUAAGGGUAGGUCUGUUGUGAAGUGAAUGUCAGUUUACAUUGAAUGCUGCCAGAGUUCCUUCAUUUGACAAAUUUAGUAAAUAUAAAAUAAAAACUUUAAAAAAAAAAAAAAUUAAAAAAAAGUAAAACUCAUGCAUACACACCAACACAGAGGACAGCAAUGUCUAGUAGAUUACGGGUAGUCAUAUGACAGAAAAAAAUGGUCAUGAAAUUUAAAAAGUUUACAAAGCAUUUUGGAAUUUUUUUAGGUUUAAAGUAGUAGUAGUUGAGUUGCCAGUUCUUUGUAAUAUUCAAAGUGGAUUGAAUCAGUUUAUCAUUGUUACCAUCUAGUCUGAUUUUCUUUAUAACAUGGUAUAUGCAAACCUCAGGUUUAGGGAAGUAUAAUGCAUAAAAUUGCAAUAAUGACCUUGAGGUUGAUAGAUUUAUUUUCCAGGCACUGUUUUUCUCUCCUGCUUGGCAUUCCUCUAUGCUUUUAAAAAGGGGCCUUGAUCUACCCAGACCUUUACUUUCAUUUCAGUGUUUCCUUUCUCCUGUACAAAUACUUUGGCUUUGUUACCAUUAAAUUCAAAUUAUUGUUUUCAUUUUGGCAAGUACUGUGUAUUCUGAAAAGGUUUGUGUUCCUGAUUUUUCUCCUAGUUCAAAUGGAAUCAACUAUAUACAUAUAUAUAUAUAUAUAUAUAUAUAUAUAUAUAUAGUUAUUACACGCACACACACUUGUAUAAUCUGAGUUAAUGGGUAAUAUGAGAAUUUAGUGGAUAUGCUGUUCUUACGUUUUGAUUCUCUAAUAAAAUCUAGGAGUCAGUGAAUAUGGAAAUUUUUCAGGCACCUAUCUAUAGUUGAGGUUCACUGGUGAUUUAAGCAAGUAACAAUGGACUUCUCCGGUUAUCUAUAAUAUGUCUGGUUUUUCUUUGGGGUCCAUUGGAGUUUUACAGUAACUGCUGAUCACUAAUUUACGUGGAUAACUAAGACGCCAAGGUGUCUGUAAAAAGGCACGUUAUUGUAUAUAGGCCUACUGUUUUGUUGAAAUUGCGUUCGCUCAUUGAGUGUCGAACUGGGUUUGGAAAAUCGAGGACCCCAGUGGUGAAAUUGAGGAAGUGACCUGGCGUUUAAUUGCGAUCGAUUAAUCGAGAUGCACUGACAUUUUAAGAUCUAUGGGUGAAUAGAUUUUUUUCACGGUUACAUGUGAAUGCUUACCCUGUUUAGUAAACUCUAAGCAACUCACAAUUAAGCAAACCUUCUGAAGAAGACCAAGUAUCUACUGUGCACCGCGUUUGCUACAUCCAUUUCCCACGGACUCGGGCCGGUCAAAUUUAAAAGCAACACAGACGGUCGAUAUGGUUUCGCUUCAUAGCAUUUUCCCCAGGAGUGGUAAUUUCCAGUUCUGGAGGUGACCAUGCUUAUACUAUAGCUCAGAUUGGGUCAUUCGGUGGAUUUCUAAUGAAUCGCGUUCAUCGGAUUGUGAGUUAAAAAGCUGCAGUUAGCUUGAUCGUUAAAUGAAAAGUUUGUUCUCCCAAAGAUUUUUUUGACAGUAGUACUAUUAAAUCAUGGAAAAUGUAUCAAUGGGUUUUACCUAUUUGGUUAAAUUUCAUGAUUAUUUUGUGACGAAGAUUCAAACAUUUUUCAUGGCUAUUUGCCUCAGUUUACCACUGGAAAGGAUUGCAUAACUGAUAUGAAAAUCAUACUUUGUUUUUCUUUACCUUCUUAAAAACAAUGGCCCAGAAUUUUGCUAUGUGAAUUAUUCAUACAUUUCCUGUGUUUAUAUUAAAAUUAUUCAGUAGAUUGAAGAGAUUUCAUAUUUGUAUAUUCUGUUGUAAGAAUUUAUUCCUGUUAUCUAUAUAUUCUGAAUUCUUAACAAUACGGGGAAAUAAACUGUAUAUUUUGAAUGUUUCAA